This is a messenger RNA of Struthio camelus australis, 11191 nucleotides long. Lineage: Eukaryota; Metazoa; Chordata; Aves; Struthioniformes; Struthionidae. The record is from RefSeq and is a predicted model, not a curated record.
UGCUGCUGUGUGGGUGCUACCCGCGAAGGUUGGAGGCGAGUGGCUCAGCCCGGGGAGAAGGCUGCAGUUGCCCAUGUGGGCCUGGUAGUUGUCAGGGAGGGCUUCAUCCCCCUCAGGAGGAGAGGGGGAGGGAGGGCAGCUGCUGCCUGCCUCACCGCUGCUGCCAGCAGGGCUGGCCGGCUCUGUGCGUGGGCCCUGGGCUCCCCUCUCCCCUGUGGGCUCCAGCAGGGCCUCCUGCCUCCUCACUGCAGCUUGUGCCUUCUCCAGCUGGGCCCUUUUCUUCCCUGUGGUUCUCUUCUCUUUUCCGUUUUCCUAGAAAAACACAAGUCUUUCUGAACUUCAUACAGCCAAAUCACUAUUACGCUGCUGCUUCAUUGGUCUAGCUAAUAUCUUUUUGGACGCAAUAGUAGUUGCUUGCUCAAAGUGCAGAUAUUUCAGUGUAGAGGUAAGUCUUUACUAAUGAGAUAAAUUUUAUAUUUAUGUUAUAUUUUUGUGCUGGGGGAACAAACUUCAGAGCAAAUUGUAUAUUAGAUGGAAGCAUUGUGUUUUAAUCUACAAGUCUUGUUCCACGUGAGAGAAAUUGCUUAAUCAUAUAACUUGAUUCUUAAAAGAAAUUUGUACUCUUGAUCUUUCUGCCCCAUCUUGUUUCCUGCUCUGCUUGAGUUCAUCAAAUACACCAAAAAACUUAUUUUUAAGCUUCAGCAUUGUGGUCAAACAGGUGUAACGAAAAAGAAUCAAAACUGAAGUGAACUUCCAAACUGGGUAAACAUUAAAACUUUGAUACAAAUAGCUCUUAAUCACUAAUAAAUUAUCUUAACUUAUACUCCUGCUCCAACUGCUCCCAGAAGGGCUGAGGCGCUCUGUCUAGAUUAAAUGCUCUCACAUUUAAUGGACUUCUGUGGACAAAUGGUAGAAUCCAUUAUGUCUGUCAAAGGAAAUCUGGAAUAUGAGACAGCUUAGUGCUGCGUCUGGUCUGCUGGAUUACUUCACACAAGUUAUUUUGUCUUCCUCCGAAAGUCUGCUGCCUACAGGGUGAGACCCAGCAUAAUCCACCUUUGUGUCUAGGUACCACUGCAAUGCAAACAGGCAUGCCUAAAUAACCUCAAACUAUGUUUAUGAAAUAAGUGCAUGCUCCAGUAGACAUGCUUGGGGAGUUUCUGUUUCACCACUGUGGUCUAGAUAGAGAAAACCUAGCUGUGGUGUCUACUUGUUAAUACAGCUUGUAAUUCUUGACUUCUGGUACUUUUUUUCAGAAAAACAAACAAAAAAACCUCUUCUACAAAGACCUACGUGAAAUGUAGUUGAAACUUUUUUGUUAGUAACACUUGCUAUAUCUUAUUUGAGGCUUAGUAAUAAUGGAAUGGGUUUUAAUAACUUAAUCAGUACCAUUCACAAAAACUAAAAAAUCCCUAAGUGCCAGAGUCAUCUUUGGCUUUUGAUCUUGCAAACAACCAGCAAGCAAAAGUGCACACAAGUUGGCUGGACCCUCUGUUGUUCCCUUUUACAGGAAUUGAAUAUGAUACAGUAAUCCUUUGUAUACCCUUGCUAUAUCUCCAGUUGCAACAACUAGAAAGCUGCAUUUGAAGAAAGCAAGAUGCUGAAGCUAAGAUCUUUUUGUUUAUUAUCCUUACUGACAACAAAUUCUGCUUUGUGAUAUUGCCUUUUUUAUUAUUGAUCUUUUCCUGUGUUUUGGAUGCUGUGUCCAUCUUUGUCAACUUAUGACUGAUGCUCUUUGUGGCUUUAGUCUCCAACUCCUGUGUCCUGGAAAAAAAGGUCAAAGUGUGUGUGCUCCUACAUGCUGAUGAAGGGUAUUAAUUCACCUCUUGGCAAACAGCAACUGUUGAAAUCCUUGUACCAAUUUGUCAGUUGCCUCACAAAUUUUGCUCAUAAAAGAAUAUCUAUAUUUCUUCAGGAAGUGCAUGCUAAACUUUACCACAGCUGGUGCAGUCAACUCUUCUGAGAACAUCCCAAAUCAAAGAUACUCCUGUGUUACUGAACGUGGAAAAUUCUGCAUGAGAACCUAUGAGACAUGAAGACAACUUCAGGUUACUCUGUGUACUUACUGAUGGUGAAUACCUGAGGAAAAUGAAACUAUCUUCCUCUAAAAGUUACAGUUAAUGAAACUAUCUUCCUCUAAAAGUUACAGUUUAGCAUUCAUGCUAAAAGCAGAAACAAUUCCUGUUGAUUGUGUAACAAAUUGUCUAGUUUGCUGUGUGGGUUUGUUGAGUUUUAUUGUUUUGUCUUUACUUGUUCUUGAUGCAACUACUCCUACAGUUCCUUUUUCAUAUUACAUACUAGUUUGACUGUUUACUCUACACAGGGACCCUACUAUUUCACUUUAUCCUAUGACCAGUCCUUGGACCAGUUACAGACACCGGAGAAGAGAUGUGACCUCAGAAAAUACUUGGAGCCAGGAUUUUCUCAUCCUCUGCUGUUGCUGUGUUUUUUCAGUGCUGAUGGCCCUGUAAAGGGAUUAUAAGGAGAAAUGGUGUUUUACCAUCAAUCAGUGGUGUCUGUAUGCAGAAGAGUCCUUCUAUAUGCAUGUAUAUCUUUCUUAGCAGUUGGUUACACAUGAUUUGCUCUGCAAAUGAGUGGGUAUUGUGCUACCUUAGCACUGUCCUGGCGGGAGGAAGCAGACAAACUGUAGCAUGAGCCAGAGAGUACUUACUGCAUUACAAUCAGUAUCUGAGCUGUAUUGGAAUCCAAUCUCUAUCAUAAAUAUUUAGACUGUUAGUUUCUUCUGAAAGGCAUUCUAGGCAACUGGACAGGAAGCCUUACUGCUGUAGGACUUACAAUACCAAAGCUAUUGCCAGCUGCUUUUUCCUCCACUCUCUUUUGGCUUGGAUGUCUCUUCCUCUCUCACAAAUUGUUUUUCAGAAUUACUUGUUUGUACUCCAGACUUCUUUCUCCGUUUCCUGAUGGCUAGAUCAUCUCAAAAGACUUGAGCCAGAUUCAGAUGCUAUAUCCUGCCUUUAAAAAAUUGGGAGAUGGGAGAGAACAACAAUAAAAUUAACUACAUCAAAAUCCAAAGUAUUAAUUCCAGUAAUAAAAAAAAAAAACAACUUUCCUUAGGAAGGGGUAGGAAAAUCUUGUGCUUUGGUUUUGCUCCUGCCUUACCCCCUCACCUUGCUUUGCACAUCCAUAAGCCCUGAAACCCUUUGGAAGAAUUUGUCAGUAACACAUACUGAAAAACUCAUGUAAUUACAGUGGCCCUAGCAGGUAACUGCUUCUCUCCUUGUUACUGGGGAAAGUGAGUCCCAGUCUCUCAAGCUGCAGUGAAGAUCCUAAGACUGGUUUGCAAGUGCCUUGCAUGAAUAUUUUAAUACUGUGUUUUCAUUUCUGUAACAGCUAUUGUCCAAAGAUCUCAAAGUAUUUGAUGAACUAAUGGUUUGAUUUUAUUUUUAUUUUAGGAGUGAGGUGAGCCCAUAGCUUCCAGUGACUUUAGCGGCAGCAGUGACCAGAAUGUGAAGCUGCCAGAACAGCACUGUGAUGUGCUGUCAAUCAUCCAACCUCAACUGUUGGGAAACGGAAAACUUCAUAAAAACAAAACGGUCUCUCUUUCCUGAUCAAGCCUACUUCCCUAGGAGAUGAUUUGCUCUGUAGCUUCAGUUGAAAGUGCAAGAGAUUAAACUGUAGAGGUUUGCCUUUGGCUCCUCCUGGAACUGAGUGGCCUCUUGCUGCGGAACAGGGCAUGGAAAGCCCUUCGUUGCGAACUCUUGCCUUCCAUGCAGUGCUGAACACCUGACCAUGGUCUGAUGCAGCUGAGAAGUGCAGACAAACAUCCAAAAAGUAUGAAUUCUUGCCUGUUGGAGCUUGGGUGAAGCUACCUUGAUGUAUGUCUGGAUGUCCUCCAGUGACCAUCUGGUGCUGCUUAGCUGUACCUUCUGGCCCUGAAAUGAGAUCAUCCAGGAAAGAAGCCAACAAGUUCUCAUGGCCAUUGGUCUCUAGCUUGGAUGUGUAACAAAGAGCUCCUGGAGUAAGAGAGCUCUGGAAACUCAAGCAUGGAGGGGUGACAUGACUUCCUCAAGGUGAUCUGAUGAGCCAGUGUCAGACCAGGAAUAAAAUACUGUGUUUCCGGCCUGCUAUGUGGAUUCUGCAUCACAUCAUGCUGAGAAGGUGGCAAGAAGAGUUUGAUGAGCCUCAAGAACAAAAAUCUCCAUUGACAUGCACUUCAUAACUCUCACCUGCUUUACCAAUGCAUCCUACCCCUACCAAGCAAGAGAAAGUCUUCUCUGGGAGAAAGGAAAGAAUGACUGUGAAUUUACACUGAGUCUUCCUGUUUCUGAUGUUCCAGAGGUGAGGAAAAGGCAUCCCAGAUAACUGGAACCAAGCGGACUAGAACACGAACACAGGUAUGUUUUACUCACCGCCCAGAUCUUCUCCAGUUGUUCGCGGGCACCAGAAGUUCCUGCAAAUAUAGGCUGGCCCUGGACCAUUUCAACAAAUACACAGCCUGCACUCCUGCAAGAAACCCAAGACUUAGGCCAUCAGAGUCUCCAAUAGGCUGCAGACCUCUGGAGGACAAAACAGCUGGGAAGACCUGGAGCUUUGCUGUUCUUAAACCUACCAGCCCUCUUCUGCAGCCUCAUUCUUCAGCCUGCCCUGCUGCCACCCUUUCCUAGCCUUUGACUCUGUGGAGCAGACCUGGUCUGCUAGAGAUAUGGGUGCAACAACAAACUGACCCUGCAGAGAAGCCAGCCAGCCAGGAGGCAGGCAGAAGGACUGCUGCGAAAUAGAAGUGAAUGAAGUUGAAGGCUCUCGGCCUGUUUGGUAGAGCAAGCUAAAGGAGCACCGAUCUUUACAGCAUCAUUAGUUCUAAGGAUUUCUGCCACACCAGCUUCACCAGCCUUUGAGCAUCGGAUCCACUAAGGAAUUCACUGCAGUGAAGCUACACGAUGUCAGCGCAAUUACACCCAUACAAGCCCCUAAUGCAAAGUUUGUGCCUUCCUUUUGAAAGAGGAAUGAUUUGGUGGUGAUGGAGUGCUGCCACUGACAGAUGGACUCACAGGAAAGAAGCUCAGAAGAGGCAGAAGGAGCCAGAGAGAGGGGCCUGGUCUAUGUUUGGAAGGCUGGUUCCUGCUCCGUAACUCCAGAAAGGCUUCCGGGCCUCAAUGGAAAGACUGUAUUACAGGCAGCCCUUGGAAUAAAUCAUGGCUUACUUCUAACAGAAGGUGGAGAGGUCUACAGUUUUGGAAAACUUCCCUGGAGAACAGGACCAGAGGAGUCAUAUGCUAAUAGUCCCAUCUUAGAAAAUAGUCUGCUUGGGCAGCAUGUUAUUACAGUGGCAGCUGGCAGCUUCCAUAAUGGAGCCGUAACAGAAGGUGGUGUGGUCUACAUGUGGGGAAACAAUUCUGCUGGCCAAUGUGCAGUUGCUAAUCAACCAUAUGUGCCAGAACCGCAACCCAUCAGUAUUUCUGAUUCGGAAACCAGUCCUCUGCUAUCGGUCAGGAUUUUGCAGCUAGCAUGUGGAGAGGAGCACACCCUGGCACUAUCGCUAAGCAGGGAGAUAUGGGCCUGGGGGAGUGGCUGCCAGCUGGGUCUCAUAACAACAACUUUCCCGGUGAUAAAACCGCAGAAGGUAGAGCACCUGGCAGGACGCGUUGUGCUCCAGGUUGCUUGUGGAGCUUACCACAGCCUGGCUCUGGUACAAUGCCUUCCUGUGCAGGAAAUGAAGCCUAUCCCAGAGAGGUGCAAUCAUUGCAGCCAACUUCUCAUUACCAUGACAGACAAGGAAGAUCAUGUAAUCAUAUCAGAUAGUCACUGUUGCCCACUGGGUGUAACACUGGCUGAUACCCGAAGAGAAAAUCUUCUCUCCUGUCCUUCGUUGGAGACCCUAGAAGGAAAAAGUGUAGCAGGUAGCCAAAGUGAAGAUUGUCAGAAAUCCAUUGUGGAAGAACAUAUGCUUGUUGCUUUAGAAUCUGAUGGAGCAAGCAUGCUUUCCAACAGUGAUGGACAGGAAGAUAGUGGAAUCUCUAGUCCUGCAAAUAUUCUGUUCCCCGACAAAAAAGAAGUGAAAGAGUACAAUUUGUCAGAUAAUUCAUUAAAUGAGAGCCUGGAGAAAAGCAUCAGUACAGAACCUGAGCAGCCUUCUCAAGAACAACUCAGUGCUUGUAUCUUGGCCCCUCCAAGUACCAGCACAUCCGCCUUGAACAGCUUGGUGGCCUCUUGUGCGUCAGCAGUUGGUGUGAGAGUAGCUGCUACGUAUGAAGCUGGAGCAUUGUCUCUGAAGAAAGUAAUGAACUUCUAUGGCCCAUCUUCAAGUGAAGUGGGAUCUCAAUAUGGCAGCGGUUCCCCAGGGCCUGAAGGUCUGAAAGACAGUAGAGAAGAGCAGGUCAGACUGGAAUCCAUGCAAGGAAAGAAGAGUUCCAGUUUAGUAGAUAUUAGAGAGGAGGAAUCUGAAGGAGUCAGCCGAAGACUUUCCCUGCCUGGCUUGUUGUCACAAGUUUCUCCUAGGCUUUUACGGAAAGUUGGGCGGGCAAAAAUGAGGACUGUUGCUCUGACUCCAACCUACAGUGGUGAGGCUGAUGCUCUUUUACCAUCUCUAAGAACGGAGGUAUGGAGCUGGGGAAAGGGGAAAGAAGGACAACUAGGACAUGGUGAUGUUCUGCCAAGGCUUCAGCCACUGUGUGUGAAAAGUCUAGAUGGCAAAGAAGUGAUUCAGCUGUCUGCUGGUGGCCAUCAUUCCUUAGCUCUCACUGCCAAAUCCCAGGUAUAUUCAUGGGGCAGGAAUACUUCUGGCCAGCUUGGUCACUUAAAUUCCCCAACAACAGUCCCUCGUCUUGCAAAGGUGUUUGGUGACGGUGUUUGGAGCACAGCAGCAGGACCAGAUUAUUCCCUGUUCUUAACAGACAAGGAAGACUUCCAACCUGGAUUAUAUUACAGUGGCCAGGAGACAACAACAGAAAAAGAUUUAUAUGAAAAUAACUGUACGAAGAGUCCAGUUCUGUUGUUAUCAUGUAGUAAGAUAGGGUACAUAAGCAACGUGAUAGCUGGUGGAGACAACUGUUUGGCCUUGGUAGACAAAAACAUAAUGGGAUAUAUUGCCAGUUUGCAUGAAUUGGCCUCUACUGAGAGAAGAUUUUAUUUUAAACUGAGUGAGAUCAAAUCUCAGGUGCUUAGACCUCUUCUAGGUUUAGAUAACUUGGGCAAUGCAAAUACAAUCCAAUUGUUACAGGAAAUGGCAAGCAGGUUCAGCAAGUUAUGCUAUCUCAUUGGUCAACAUGGAGCUUCUUUAAGUAGUUUUCUUCGUGGAGUAAAGGAAGCCAGGAGCUUGGCCAUCCUGAAGCAUUCCAGUCUCUUCUUGGAUAGUUACACUGAGUAUUGCACGUCAGUAACAAACUUCCUGGUAAUGGGAGGAUUUAUGCUCCUUGCAAAGCCAGCAAUAGACUUCUUGAGUAAAAACCAGGAGCUGUUACAGAAACUAUCUGAGGUGAAUGAGGAAAACACUCAGCUAGUGGAAGUUCUAAAUGCUCUGUUUUUCAUGCCGUUUGGACGACUUCAUAAUUAUGCUAGAACUUUGCUAAAGCUUGCUACAUGUUUUGAAGUGGCAUCUCCAGAAUACCAAAAGUUACAGGAUUCUAGUUCUUGUUAUGAGAGCCUUGCUGUCCAUCUUAGCAGAAAAAGGAAAGAAGCAGAAUAUACACUGGGCUUCUGGAAGACCUUUCCUGGGAAAAUGACGGACUCCUUGCGGAAGCCAGAACGUCGUUUAAUCUGUGAAAGUAGCAAUCGGGGGUUGUCCCUGCAGCAUGCUGGGAGAUUCUCUGUCAACUGGUUCAUUCUCUUUAAUGAUGCUCUGGUGCAUGCUCAGUUCUCAACGCACCAUAUUUUUCCCUUGUCCACACUGUGGGUAGAGACUCUUUCAGAAGAAGCUGGUAAUGUGAAUGGUUUGAAGAUUACAACUCCAGAAGAACAGUUUGUUCUUCUUUCCUCAACACCACAGGAAAAGACCAAGUGGUUGAGGGCAAUAAGCCAAGCAGUGGAUCAGGCCCUUAGAGGGACCUCAGACUUAAUCCUACACGGAGCUGGUGGGAACAUUCCACGACAGGAACCUCCUAUUUCUCGUAGCGCCAAAUACACCUUCUAUAAAGACCCUCGACUUAAGGAUGCCAUGUACAAUGGGAGAUGGCUUUCAGGGAAACCCCAUGGCAGAGGGAUCCUUAAGUGGGCGGAUGGCAGAAUGUACUCUGGGACUUUCCGGACUGGGCUGGAGGAUGGGUAUGGUGAAUACAGAGUGCCAAACAAAGCACUGAACAAAGAUGACCACUAUGUGGGUUACUGGAAGGAAGGCAAAAUGUGUGGACAUGGAGUCUACAGCUAUGCUACUGGUGAGGUGUAUGAAGGGUGUUUUCAGGAUAACAUGCGUCAUGGGCAUGGUCUGCUGCGCAGUGGGAAGCUGACCUCUUCCUCUCCCAGUAUGUUCAUUGGACAGUGGACAAUGGAUAAGAAGAAUGGUUAUGGAGUUUUUGAUGAUAUCACAAGAGGAGAAAAGUAUAUGGGAAUGUGGCAAGAUGAUCUCUGCCAAGGAAACGGUGUUGUGGUUACUCAGUUUGGACUGUAUUAUGAAGGAGCGUUCAGCACCAACAAAAUGAUGGGAACCGGAAUUCUGCUUUCUGAGGAUGAUACAGUCUAUGAAGGGGAAUUUGCAGAUAACUGGACUCUGAGUGGAAAGGGAACACUGACUUUGCCAAAUGGAGAUUAUAUUGAAGGUCUCUUCAGUGGAGAAUGGGGAUCUGGUAUAAAAAUCACUGGAACCUACUUCAAACCUAGCUUAUAUGAGAGUGAGAAGGACAAACCUAAAGCAUUGCGGAAACUUGGAAUCCUGGCAGUGCCUCCUGAUGAGAAAUGGAAGGCAGUAUUUGAAGAAUGCUGGAACCAGCUGGGUUGUGAGAGCCCAGGCCAGGGGGAUAGAUGGAAGGCUUGGGACAACAUUGCAGUGGCCCUGACCACCAACCGACGGCAACACAAAGACAGCCCAGAAUUAUUGAGUCGUUCACAUACUCAGACACUGGAAAGUUUGGAGUUCAUUCCACAACACAUUGGUGCCUUCACCCUGGAAAAAUAUGAAAAUAUCAAAAAAUAUUUGAUAAAGGCUUGUGAUACCCCUCUCCAUCCUUUGGGGAAGCUGGUGGAGACGCUAGUAGCUGUCUACAGAAUGACCUAUGUUGGAGUAGGAGCUAAUCGACGGUUACUGCAGGAGGCUGUGAGAGAGAUAAAGUCCUACCUCAAACGCAUCUUCCAGUUGGUUAGAUUCUUGUUCCCUGAUCUUCCAGAAGAGGGCAGUACAAUUCCAUUUCUGGUGACAGAGACAAAAGGAAGGCGAUCGUUCUGCAGUGGGAAAUCUGAUUCCAGAUCAGAAUCUCCUGAACCAGGCUAUGUUGUAACCAGCUUUGGCUUACUGCUCCCUGUAUUAUUGCCACGACUCUAUCCUCCUCUGUUUAUGUUGUAUGCCUUAGACAAUGAGCGUGAGGAAGAUAUUUACUGGGAAUGUGUUUUACGUCUAAACAAACAAACUGAUACAGCCCUUCUAAGUUUUCUUGGGGUGCAGGCGAAAUUUUGGCCAGGAACUGUAUCCAUCCUUGGAGAGAUUAAAAAGGUAUCACCAAACACAAAAGAUGCCUGCUUUGCCUCAGCAGUUGAAUGUUUACAGCAAAUCAGUACCACCUUUACUCCAGCUGACAAACUGAAGGUGAUCCAACAGACUUUUGAAGAGAUCUCUCAGAACGUGCUUGAGACUCUUCAGGAAGAUUUUCUGUGGUCCAUGGAUGACUUAUUUCCUGUUUUUCUCUAUGUGGUGCUUCGAGCCAGGAUAAGGAAUUUAGGUUCUGAAGUACACUUAAUUGAAGACCUGAUGGAUCCUUAUCUUCAGCACGGGGAACAAGGCAUCAUGUUCACUACCUUGAAGGCCUGUUACUACCAGAUACAACACGAAAAACUUACUUAGACCAUCGUUUACGACCUGGCUCUGUGGGAUAAUCUACUGAGUGGAACUUCAUUAAUGCUCACUUUCUUCUCUGAAAUGGCACUAAAAACAGGAAAAUACUCUAAAGUUACAGAUGUUCUGUUGUUACAGAUGAACAUAUUCUGUUUUUUCUUUUGAACUUUCAAUUUAAGAUGGGAAAAUUGCAGCUGGAGGCCAGCUAUGAAGAGGUGAUGAGGAUAGUUAUAAAGGAAUUUUGUUGUCAAGCACUUUCCAAGAAGAAAUCACUUCCUACUCUAACAGAAAAAUUAUUUAUUCCUUUUAAAUUAAUAGUACUUCAAAAAGGCAUGGCAUCUACACGGAAUACAUGUGAAAGUUUGGGGCACAUAGCUUCUAAAAUAGUGGGUUUGUUUUCAUUAUUCCUGAUUUGUCAACAGGGACAUUUAAAGAGAAUGAAUUGCACCACAGAACCAUUCAGUCUUCCUGAAUUAAGCUAUUACUAUAAGUCUUUGUUUAAAAAAUAAAAAUGUUAGUAUGUAUAAUGGAUAGCCUAUAGUGUGUUUUGCUGUAAAGGUUUUGAGGCAUCUUUUGUUGAACAGAGCCACUGAAAGCAGUGUUAUAAUGUGCCGUUGUGGAAAUAAUCACACUGUUACAGACUUCCCGAUUUCUUAGAAUUAUAGAUAUGUAGGCACUCGCUACUCUUUCUGUUUAUGAAAAAAAGGUGCUGACCAGUUCAGAUUUUGGCACUGAAUUAAAUACUUGAAAUCUGUAGAGUGUUCAGCUUUGUUACCCUGAGAGCUAAGGAUAAACGCUUUCUUCAGAAAUCCAUAUGACAGGAGAAGGGGAACAUGCUUUUCAACAAACUGACAAUGGAUUGGGUUUGAAACUUUUGCCUGUAACUUAUUGGUUACUUAUGUAAACGCCCAUGUCAUUGCAUUUUUGAAGAUGGACAGAACAAGUAAUUUCACUGGGGGAUUUUUGUGUAUGUGUGUGCUCCUCUGUGGUUUAUGGUCAAGUUUAUUUAUACCAAUAACACUAGUGGAUAACCUGGGUGUUGUCGAUGCUGUUCUUUACCAUGGCUGACAAAAAAGGCAGGGGGGAAUUGAUUAUGGAAUGUUAUCUCAAAUUAUCAUAGAUAAUGCUAAUCAUCUUUUGAAAUAAUAAUCAUGGCUUGUGUAUUGGCACUUAAAUGGUUUAAAAAAAAACAUAUGUCAAAGUACUGCUGGGAACAGUGACUGUAAUGUAGCAAUUUUCAUAAUAAAAUAAAAAAAAUUC